This is a messenger RNA of Protopterus annectens (West African lungfish), 2652 nucleotides long. RefSeq names its product sulfatase modifying factor 2 (gene SUMF2). Lineage: Eukaryota; Metazoa; Chordata; Ceratodontiformes; Protopteridae. The transcript has 9 exons. The record is from RefSeq and is a predicted model, not a curated record. Bases 102 to 1007 code for a protein of 301 amino acids. Gene Ontology annotation, cellular component: endoplasmic reticulum.
GAAACUUUAAUGAUCUCUGGUGGUGUGAUUUUUAUUACGUAUUUCCGGGUUAAAUUCUGAUAGCGACAUUCUCUGAAUUCUUAUCCUGAGUCAUAUGCAGAAUGUUUUCCAGAACGUUGCUAGUGGCAGAUUUGUUGCUAAUUGUCUGUUGUGUUGCCCAAGCUAUUGCAGAAUUUGCCUUGGAUGAUGACCUAGUUAGUGUACCUGGUGGGACAUUUGGAAUGGGAACGAACUCACCUGAUUCCAGAGAUGGAGAGGCACCUGCCAGAGAGGUGAAAGUAAAGCCAUUUUCAAUUGACAAAUAUCCUGUCACUAACAAAGAUUUCAGAGACUUUGUUAGGGCAACAAAGUACAAAACAGAAGCAGAAUCAUUUGGCUGGAGCUUUGUCUUUCAAGAUCUAGUAUCAGAAGAACUGAAAAGCAGAGUAACACAGAAGAUUGAGUCAGCUCCUUGGUGGCUGCCAGUAGAGAAGGUGUUUUGGCGACAGCCUGCAGGGCCGGGGUCUGGCAUUAAAGAUAAAUUGAAUUAUCCUGUGGUCCAAGUCAGCUGGAAUGAUGCACUGAUGUUCUGCAUGUGGAAGGGAAAAAGGCUGCCAACAGAAGAGGAGUGGGAAUUUGCUGCACGAGGAGGAUUGGAAGGUAAGACCUAUCCAUGGGGAAAUGGUUUUAAAACAAAUCGCAGUAAUCUGUGGCAGGGUAAAUUCCCAGAUCUGGAUACUGCCGAAGAUGGAUACCAUGGCACAUCUCCUGUUACUGCCUUUCCACCUCAGAACAUCUAUGGUCUUCAUGAUAUGCUAGGAAAUGUGUGGGAAUGGACUGCUACAGAGUAUCAUCCUCAUAGUCGGCCAGUGGCAAGGAAUGGCGCUCAGAAAAUGUUUGUCUUGAGGGGAGCAUCCUGGAUUGACACUGCCGAUGGAACAGCCAAUCAUAAAGCUCGAGUUACUACCAGAUUUCCCUUAUUGGAUACCUAUUUUCGGCAUAUUAAGAGACCAGUCUUAUUUCAAUAAGUAACAGCAUAUAACUAUUUUCAAUCAUGUGGUUUAUUCAGAAAAUGAAUGGUGAGUGUCUGCGAACACAGCAUAUAUUCAAUGGGCAUCUGCAAUCUAAACACAAUAUUUCCUUGCUACAGACUGCAUUCUUCUCCCUACAAAUCAAUUCCUUUUUUUCUUGCGGGGUGGCAUUUCUGAGCUGUUAAGCUUCCGCAAUACACACCAUGUUGGGUGUGCUAGAAACCUCACAACACUUUCAGCAGGAAUUUGUCUUUAUACUGCCUGUUACAUUUUAAGAUUUUGGAGCCAGGAAAAUCUUACAUUGCAAAACAUUUACAGCCUUACUUUUCUUUAUGUCAGUGACCACAGUGGUCCUAAACCUAAACCUACUGAGUCUGUGGGGUUACACAUGACUUUUAUUACGUAGUGUCAGCUAUAUAUAAAAGACCAGGUAUGGGUGGAAUUUCAGAAAAUAUGAUUAAUCCGGUUGAAGAAGAAGAAGAGGCUCAUAACAGCAUGUUUACAAGGUGAUAACACAACCCAGACAGUGCCAUCGCACAACAUAGCUGAUAUUCUGAAAACAGAUUAUGAAAGCAAGCAGUAAUUCUCAGUACUUCUGUUCUAAGUAAAUAAACAGAAUAAACUGAAGGGCAGAGAUGGUCAUAAUAAUGACAUUAUGUGUAUCCAUGGCGCACUUUGCGGGAAGGAGAAUGCUUAGCACCCCCCCCCCCAAGGAUAUCUUGUCAGUAUAGCUGCUGUCAUCAGGCUAGUUAGUUGACUUAUAGAGCUGCAUGACAUUAAUACUGAGAAAAGAAAAGUUUUUGUUUCAGGUUUUGGCCAUGGCGGUAUUUUAAAAUGACUCCACCAUGUAAAAUUGCUGUUGCCAGGGCUACUAGCUUUUGAUUGACUAUUUCCUAUUGUGUGCAAAAUUCUAAAGACACCUGUUAGUAGUCAAGGACUGUUUAUGUUUUCUCCACUAACUGUGUAACAAGAAGGAUUUGUGUAUUCUUACACUGACAUACUAAGGUAUUUGCUGAACUCAUACCCUCAGUUUUAUUUGAAUUCAUGUAUAUAUUGUUGCUUAACAAUGUUAAUGUCUUUUAUCUUGCUGUACUGCUUCUUGCCUAAAUUGUAGCUAAAAAGGGUGCCUGAACCAGCCUUGGUACCAGUUAGCAGAUAUUUAAAUAAAAAAUGCAACCAGGCUUUUUAUAUGGCAGUAAUCUACUGUCUAGAACAAUAUCGUAUUUUCACUUUAUAAUUAAAACCACCUAGCAGAACAGCAUAGACAAGCAAGACUUGUGAGCUUCAGCUACUAGAACCAGGAUUAAUUCCUUCACUCUAUACUAGAAUAUUGUGUGACUGUCAAAAAUAUCAUAUUUAUAACGAAGAUUUAAAAAAAAUAUAUAAGAGACUUCAGUAUGUGUGAAAUGUGUUUAGUGUAAUAUAUGAAUUUUUAAUUUUAACAUUUUUUAUAGCUGUAGGUUUAAGUUUAAUUUCAUGGAUUACUUAGUUAAUUAGUUUUUAGUUAAUUUAAUGUUUUUGAUACUUAUUAAAAUGUUGACUUAAUAAAUAAUGGUUUUACUGUGGGUAUAUAAGGACUAGGAAGUGAUAUAUUGAUUCUGAAGAAGUUCUGUUCUUAAUGCUGGGAACAAAAGCCCUUAAU